GAAGAAGAAGAAGAAGAAGCAGAAGAAGCAGAAGAAGAAGCAACAACAACAAAUUAUGUCGUCAAUCGUUAAAUGUGGGGAUUAAAUGGCCUCAAGGUUCGUCGUACUGUGUUGAUACAUCGUGGUCAUAUCGUAGUAAAUUCCGACCAAAAUGGCAUUUCGACCAAGGUGGAACUCUAUGCGUGUCAAUUAUGAACAGCAAUUCUCGCCAGUGGAUUCCAGAGAGGUGACAGUGCAUCGAGUGGUCAACAUUGUUGAAAGGACUCCCCCCAUCCAUCCUGCAAGGGGGGACUAUAACAGAGGAUAUGAAGAUGGCCGGUGGUUUGAUGACGACCCAGGCUAUCAUGGCGAAGAAUUUCCCAGGGAUGAUAAUUACCUACCAGAUCGAUAUUACGACGAAAACCCCAAUUAUGGCAAUUUCAAUAGAAACUCCUCACUCCACCAUCAGGAGCCACCCUAUCAACGUCCACGUUAUGACAGAGAUGAUUUGAGGCAUCAGAUACGCUCAAGGAAGAACGGACGACCCGGUCCAUAUUUUAAUAACAGGGGUCGAGGCCACUCUCAAAAUCGAGAGGACCAUAAUCACUUCAGCCACUCGCAGAGCGUAAAAGGGGACUGGAAUCGCUCAUCUGGGAAGAGGAAAAGUCAACCAACUGCCAAAAAGAACGUCUCUCCCGAGUCGGCCAAAGGCUCUGCACACCCUCAAAAGAAUAAGCCUGUUGCUGUUCCAACCCCAUCUUCGAGUGUCCCUGCAGAGGAAGCUCCUCAAGAGUCUUCAUCAACAAAGGAAAAAGCCACUGAUUCUGUACCGGAGGUGGAGGAGGAGGCGGCGGCGGCCGCAGCAGCGGCGGCUGCUCCUCCUAGCAUGGAGCCCGAGACGACCCAAGAUGAAGAAUUAAAGGCCCGGCGGUCGGAAGCCAUUAAAGCCAAAGCUCUGGAAAUUGAGAAGCAUUACAGGCAGGAUUGCGAGACAUUCGUCACGGUGGUGAAAAUGCUGGUAUCCAAGGAGCCCACUUUGGAGAAUCUUCUUCAUGGUGCUCUGAAUGCAAACUUGUCGGAGAUGAAACAGAACUGCUUUGCUGCCCUCAGGCACUAUGUGAAAGAACUCGAUGAGGCAUUGGAGUUGUCGGACACUACAGUUUAAUGUGGACAUCGUUUUUGUUUUGUUUUUUUUAACGAGUUUUUCUUUUAAUCACAUUCUUCCAGGGGAAUGAAGUGUGUUUUUACUUGGUUAAUAUCAUUGAUAAUUUAAUCUGUUUUUGUUUUUAAUAAGAUUCAUAAUUAUACAGUAUAUAAAGUUCCUGCACUUUUCCACUUAACAAAUCUAUUGUUUCAGACUCCAUUCGAACAGUUAAACUGAUAGUGUUGUUUGUCAAGUGCAGUUAAUAUGGCUGUAUGAAAACCCAAAUAUUUUACUGGUGAAGGUACAACUGUUUUUUAUCUUGCCAAUAAAUGUUUAGGAUGGUCUAACAAAAGCUAAUUCAGGAACCUUUUCUUAUAUUAUUAUACAAAAGUAUUGCACUGUAAUUAGCAGAAAGCUGAUGUAUUUGAGGGUUGCGUCAAAUUGUGUCUCAAUUUGGAGUGCCUUGCCGUAGUGAUUAAAACUAGGGCUGAACGAUUAAUCGAAUUCAAACCAACAUUGCAAUGUAAUAGAAUGCAACUUUUAAAUCGUGGAGGCUGCGAUUUAAAAAAACGUUCAUGUGAAAUAUGAGUUAACGUGGCAGAUAUUCAUGUGCUGUAAAAACGUCUACCAUAUGGUUUGUAAUUGUAUGUCUAUCUUAGAUUUCCCUCUAGCCGCUACUGGCGGCAAGUGGAGUUUUUCCUCCGAGCGGGACAGACAGGCUCACGGGCUUUUAAAGCUGCGGGAAGCCGAGCAGCCACGAGUCCCUCGCAAUCGAUUGAUAAAGAGAAGCCCGCAGGCGGCCAGGCCCUUGCUCAACGACAAAUUGAAGCAUAUAACCAUGAGGUACCUUUUGAAGUGUUAAUGUUCAUCCUGCAGCUAGCUGUCUUCAUCAACACAAAAGCCACGGCUACGCUGUCACAGUUUGGUUAAGUGGGCUGGCUUGGCACAGUGGCUUAGCUAGUCAUUUGGAAGCCGGAUGCAAACCCUUUCACAGAGGUGUCCACAUCCACAAAAACUUUUUUAUUUUUUUUCCUUCCAUUUUUACAAGGGGUGACUACUGUAUAUACGGUAUUUAUACCACUUUGUCCUGCUUUUGAAAUCUGUUACAAUUAUAAGACAGCUUAAUACUAGUGACUGGACAUAACCAUUUUUAUAUGCUCCUCCAUCCAGCGAAUAUUAAGCACCAAAGAUUUUGAAUGUUUAUCAACUAAAAGGUGUGAAUUUGAGAAAAGUCUACCCCAAAAGUUUACAAGGCUUGACGUUAAAUUAGUCCAUAUUCUGCUGUGAUUGAAGGUUUUUCUUUUUCCAAUUCAAUGUUAAAAUAAAUGUUAUUCAUAUCAAUUCAUCAGAACAUUUAGGGCAGAAAAAUGGAAAGAGUUGUUUAUACGUUGAUUGUAUCCAAUGUCAUGGAAUGAUUUAUUUCUUGCAUUUAGUGAAUAAUGCCGAAGAUAAACUUC
Molecule: messenger RNA, 2580 nt
Organism: Phycodurus eques (leafy seadragon)
Lineage: Eukaryota; Metazoa; Chordata; Actinopteri; Syngnathiformes; Syngnathidae
Product: periphilin-1-like
Exons: 11
Coding region: 152-1144 (330 amino acids)
Biological process (GO): negative regulation of DNA-templated transcription; negative regulation of gene expression, epigenetic; protein localization to heterochromatin
Cellular component (GO): nucleoplasm
Source: RefSeq, a predicted model, not a curated record